Molecule: messenger RNA, 1388 nt
Organism: Sapajus apella (tufted capuchin)
Lineage: Eukaryota; Metazoa; Chordata; Mammalia; Primates; Cebidae
Gene: STK16
Product: serine/threonine kinase 16
Exons: 6
Coding region: 529-1344 (271 amino acids)
Biological process (GO): protein phosphorylation
Cellular component (GO): cytoplasm; Golgi apparatus
Molecular function (GO): protein serine/threonine kinase activity; ATP binding
Source: RefSeq, a predicted model, not a curated record
UGUCAGCGCUGCUUCCGGUCCGUGGCGCUGCGCUCUGGCCGAGCCAGGUCAGUCCGGGAGUGUGAGCUGGCCCACCCCGGGCUCUGGGCUCCGAAGCCAGGGGUGGGCCCUGCCAGGAGUGGGCUUGAGCCUCGCACGUCUUUUGAAACUACCCUGUGCUCUGCCUUUGCGGCGCGACGGGCAUGGGAGCGGGGCUGCCCAAAGGUGGGCUGGGGCUGGAGGAAGUGACUGGGUAGCUGCUGUGUGUCUGUCCUGAGGCCGUAAGGCCCCUGACCCCACCCUUGGAGCUGGCGACGGAGAGAGCCUGUUUCCCCUAGACAGUAGUGUAGGUUCCAGAGACCUGGGCCUGAGCUCUCCGCUUUGGUACUUCAGGGGUCGUCUGGAUUGUGCCGGACCUGCGACCCUGCCGUUGUUUUCUUUCCAGCAUGAUCCGCUGGGCUCCCGGCACAUCUCCUGGAAGAGCCCACUCACUCUGGACGAGCUCUUCGGUAGCCUCAGAUCGUCCUUGAAGAGGAUGACUGAGACAUUAUGGGCCACGCGCUGUGUGUCUGCUCUCGGGGAACUGUCGUCAUUGACAAUAAGCGCUACCUCUUCAUCCAGAAACUGGGGGAGGGUGGGUUCAGCUAUGUGGACCUAGUGGAAGGGUUACAUGAUGGACACUUCUACGCCCUGAAGCGAAUCCUGUGUCACGAGCAGCAGGACCGGGAGGAGGCCCAGCGGGAAGCCGACAUGCAUCACCUCUUCAAUCACCCCAACAUCCUUCACCUUGUGGCUUACUGUCUGAGGGAGCGGGGUGCUAAGCAUGAGGCCUGGCUGCUGCUACCAUUCUUCAAGAGAGGUACACUGUGGAAUGAGAUAGAAAGGCUGAAGGACAAAGGCAACUUCCUGACUGAGGAUCAAAUCCUUCGGCUGCUGCUGGGGAUCUGCAGAGGCCUAGAGGCCAUUCAUGCCAAGGGUUAUGCCCACAGAGACCUGAAGCCCACCAAUAUAUUGCUUGGAGAUGAAGGGCAGCCAGUUUUAAUGGACUUCGGUUCCAUGAAUCAAGCAUGCAUCCACGUGGAGGGCUCCCGCCAGGCCCUGACCCUGCAGCUCUGGGACCACUGUUCCAGGACUGGGCAGCCCAGCGGUGCACCAUCUCCUACCGAGCCCCAGAACUCUUCUCUGUGCAGAGUCACUGUGUCAUCGAUGAACGGACUGAUGUCUGGGCAUUCUUCAGCAUUGCGGCAGCUCCUGGCCUCGAUGAUGACCGUGGACCCACAGCAGCGUCCUCACAUUCCUCAACUCCUCAGUCAGCUGGAGGAGCUACAGCCCCCAGCUCCUGGCCAGCACACUACCCAAAUCUGAAAAAACAGUGGCAUGUUGAGAAGGUGAUCCCUCAUGCCUUAGAA